GCUAGCUACUCAACUUUAAUGUUGACAUUUAAAUUGUUACAGAUUUUGUAGACACCUAACAUUAAUAAAAUUGUACACUUUUGGCAAUGGCUGUAACAUCUCACAAAAGUGUAAGAAGCCGGGAACAAAGAGACACAUGUUGGCCCCGUCAGUUAAUUCAGAUUUCUUUCAUGAUCUUGCUCCCUCUGUUCUCUGUGACAAAAAAACACAGCCGCUGUCCUUGAAGAGGGGGGGAAUGGAGACGCAAGUGGAUGAGAGUCAACAGGGCGGCCAGCAAGGAAAAUUAACGUUUGCAGCUCCACAACUUCGAAACCCGCCAGCCAGCGCGGCCUCUGGGGGAUUCGGCGGGCUGAACUGCCAGCAGGAGUUUCUUCAACGCCGGCCGGGUCACUGGGAGCCAACGGCGGGGGCGAGUUUGGGCCUCCACUUGGCCUCCAGGCUUGGCGGCCGGGACGGCUGUUUCCGCGGAGGGCACCAGCUGGGGUAGGUGGGGCGACAUUCAAAAUGGGAGCGCCGAUCCUCCACGGUGCUAAUUAAGGGCUUUAAACUGCUUUGUGGCCGCCGUCUCCCUUGGCUGCAAGCGAUGCCUCUUCCGCCUUCUGUUCACGUAGUCCGCAUUAAGAACAUUCACACACCCUCGCUAAACACCGUGCCUGAAGUCUCAAGGGAAAACGCCCUUGGCUCCUCGGUUCAGUGCACAUACGGGGACGGCAGCCAGGAGAAGGGCUUAGCGACCCGCAACCAUAUCAGCGCACUCUACUCAGGCGCCACGCAGAUCGUGAGCUCCCAGUCCGCGGCGAUUGGUGUCGUCGCCGCCGCUAGGUACCUCCGCCCCUCCCCUCCCCGUCCGCGGUGUGUAACUCUGCCUUACGCCAGCCCCACCCCGCCGCCGAGAUUGCUAACUUCGGGCUGGUUGAAGGGUGAGGCUCAAGCCCCGCCCCGAGAGGGCGAGGGAGCCAAUGAGGAAACUUGUCUAACAAGACGGGUAGUGGCGAUGGCUAAGGCCUCCUGAAGCGGGCAAAGUUGGCGGGGGGAAGGGGAUGCGCGCGCGCGCGCUCGUCGGCGAGGGGAGAGCUGUGGUGGUCGUCAACUGAGGUGUCGGUUUGAGGUCACUACAUUAUUGCUUGGUGGCGAAAAAUGGGGGAGAUAGAAGGCACAUACAGAGUAUUGCAGACUCCAGGUUCUCGUUUGGGAGUCCAGAAGAAUUGUGGAGUAAGUACUCUGGAACCAGGUCAGAGCCUUUCCUCUGCCACUGAAUCAACACCUACCAAAACACAUGAGAGGUCUCUUCAGAUUAAGAUAAAGCUUUUGGACAACACCGUGGAGGUACUUGAUAUGGAGUCAAAAUGUUAUGGCCAGAAACUGUUGACAGACGUAUUUAAUCAUCUGAAUUUGGUUGAGUCUGACUACUUUGGAAUUGAGUUCCAGAACAUGCAGUCAUAUUGGAUCUGGCUUGAACCUAUGAAACCUAUAAUUAAACAAAUACGAAGACCAAAGAAUGCAGUGCUUCGUCUAGCUGUAAAAUUCUUUCCUCCUGAUCCUGGUCAGUUGCAAGAGGAGUUUACCAGGUAUCUAUUUGCACUACAAAUUAAGAGAGACCUAGCAGAAGAACGCCUUACCUGCAGUGACAACACUGCAGCACUCCUCAUAUCUCAUCUUCUGCAAUCCGAGGUUGGAGACUUUGAUGAAUCAGGGGACCGAGAGCACCUUAAAAAUAACCAGUACUUUCCAAACCAAGAAAGGCUGCAAGGAAAAAUACUUGAAUUUCACAAGAAGCAUAUAGGCCAAACUCCUGCUGAAUCAGAUUUCCAAGUGCUUGAGAUAGCUCGGAAAUUAGAGAUGUAUGGUAUGAGAUUUCACCUGGCAUCUGAUCGUGAGGGAACAAAAAUUAAUCUGGCUGUUUCAAACAUGGGAGUACUGGUAUUCCAGGGUAAUACAAAAAUCAAUACUUUCAACUGGUCCAAAAUCCGAAAAAUAAGCUUUAAGAGGAAAAGAUUCCUUAUCAAACUUCACCCAGAGGUUCAUGGUCCAUAUCAGGAUACUCUGGAGUUUCUUUUAGGAAGUAGAGAUGAAUGCAAGAACUUCUGGAAAAUAUGUGUUGAGUAUCAUACUUUCUUCAGGCUGUUUGAUCAGCCAAAACCAAAGUCAAAAGCUGUGUUCUUCAGCAGAGGAUCAUCUUUCAGAUACAGUGGGCGCACACAGAAACAGUUGGUGGAUUAUGUUAAAGAAAGUGGGUUGAAAAAAGUUCCAUAUGAAAGGAGACAUAGCAAAACUAGAAUGUCUGCUCAUGCCUUGAUUGCUGAUGCCCCCAAACAGAGUGUCUCAUUUACAGAAGGGUUAAGAACCCCAGGACCUAAUAUAUGUACAUAUUCAUCCUUCCCUUUGGAUAACCUAUCAUCCACAAACAUGGCAAGCUUGCCUGCUUUCACAGAGAGUAAUACCUUCUUUUUGGAGCCCAGAAUGUCACAUACAAGGAGCUUGUCCACAGAAGGAAAUAGUGGGGUAUCAGAAGAAACUGGAAAAAAAGUGUUACAGGAGCCUGGAUCACCAAUACUGCAGUCAUUCCAAGGUCCUCAGCUGUCUUCCUUUAAAAUGAAGAGUCCAGUGACCUUAAAUCCCCAGUUUCAUGGGAAUAUGAGUAUCCCUGUCCAGGGCUCAUCUCCUCUUUUGAGCCCAGUGCUGAGUGAUGUUGGUGGUGCCAGGGUAGAAGAAGAGGAUGAAGCACGGCGGAAGAGAUACCCAGCAGACAAAGCAUAUUUCAUUGCAAAAGAAAUUCUUGCUACUGAACGGACUUACUUAAAGGACCUAGAAGUCCUAACUGUAUGGUUCCGAAGUGCAGUAGUCAAAGAGAACGCUAUGCCUGAAGGACUUAUGUCCUUGUUCUUCUCUAACAUAGACCCUAUCUAUGAGUUUCACCGGAGUUUCUUGAAAGACCUUGAGCAGCGGCUAGCAUUCUGGGAAGGGCGUUCCAGUGCUUCCACAAAAGGAGACUAUCAACGGAUUGGUGAUGUCAUGCUGAAAAAUAUGUGUAUGCUAAAGGAAUUUGUCAGCUACCUGCGGAAACAUGAUGAGGUCUUGACAGAACUAGAGAAAGCAACUAAGCAUAUUAAGAAACUGGAAAUGGUUUAUAAGGAGUUUGAACUCCAGAAGGUUUGUUAUUUGCCGCUCAACACUUUCCUGCUCAAACCAAUCCAGAGGUUAAUGCACUACAAGCUGAUCCUGGGGAGACUUUGCAAACACUACACAGCAGAUCACCGGGACUACGCUGACUGCAGAAAUGCAUUGAAGGAAGUCACAGAAAUGACAUCACAGCUUCAAAACAGCCUGAUCCGCUUGGAGAAUUUCCAGAAGCUGACAGAGUUACAGCAUGAUCUGCUUGGCGUUGAUAACCUUGUAGCAGCUGGCAGAGAGUUUAUCCGAGAAGGCUGCUUAUACAAGCUGACAAAAAAGGGUUUACAGCAAAGGAUGUUCUUUCUGUUUUCAGAUAUGUUGCUCUACACAAGUAAAGGAGUCACAGGUACCAACCAAUUUAAAAUUCACGGCCACCUCUCUCUGCAUGGCAUGCUGGUGGAAGAGAGUGAAAAUGAAUGGUCUGUCCCUCAUUGUUUCACAAUCUAUUCUGCUCAAAAAACCAUAGUAGUGGCAGCCAGCACGCGUCUCGAAAUGGGGAAAUGGAUGGAAGACCUCAAUGUGGCCAUUGAAAUGGCUAAGAAAACCACUGAGAAAUCAGACAUGUUUCUAGAAAAUUCCCUAUGCAGUCGUUCUAACAGAUCCUCAGAUGAGGUUUCUCUAGAACAGGAGUCCGAAGAGGACAUACAUUCUUCUCGUAGUUCCCUGGACAGGCAGAGUCACCACCGUGCCAAUACUACUAUGCAUGUGUGCUGGUACCGCAACACCAGUGUCUCCAUGACUGAUCACAGUGUGGCCGUCGAGAACCAGUUAUCAGGGUACCUGCUGAGGAAAUUCAAGAACAGUAAUGGAUGGCAGAAAUUAUGGGUGGUAUUUACCAAUUUCUGUCUGUUCUUCUACAAAACACACCAGGAUGAUUAUCCACUGGCUAGUUUACCACUUCUUGGAUACUCAGUCAGCAUCCCUGUGGAGGCAGAUGGCAUUCAGAAGGAUUAUGUCUUCAAACUUCAGUUUAAAUCCCAUGUCUAUUUCUUCAGGGCUGAAAGCAAGUAUACCUUUGAGAGGUGGAUGGAAGUGAUAAAGAGAGCCACAAGUUCUCCUGGAAGAUCCAGCCUCCUCAUCCCAAAAGGGGAAAAAGAAAAGAUCACAAACUGAAAAAAGCAGAGCUGGGUCUCCGUUAAGUUAUUUUGCAGCAUGGUGGGGGAUGCUGGGAAGGAGUCUGAACUUGAUAGUAAUAAAAUGAGAUGCCAUCUGUUACCUGCUCUGGCCAAGUUAGUGUCCUCAUGGAAGCUGAUGAUUUUUGUUGGAGUAUGAAAAUCAAUCUUAUUCAAAGGGGGACUGCAAAGCCUCUGGAGAACUCCAUUUGUGCAAAAACUGCAGCUGCUCAAUUUGUGUCUAACACUUUUUUUAAAAAAAUAUACCAUUAAUAGCAGCUGUUGGUCACAUGUGGCUGACCUUAAAACUUCUGGCUUUCAGAUGGCUUCCUUGGACUUGCUAAUGCUCAAGUCCUGCUAAAUAAUCUUUGUGCAAUUUGUUCUUUCAGUCUACCAGCCAUACAUGCCUCACAUGCUGCAAGCUAUGUUCAUAUUACUCUUAAAGUUGGAAUUUCUCCUUGUUGUAAAAUGGAGGACUUCAGAAAAAUGCCAAAUGACAACUUUCACCUCUUUACAUCCCUGGAGUUGACAUGGUAGCUGGUUGUUGCUUGAAGUGGACUGAUGGAAGAAGAGAGCUGUAGUUAGUUCAAGAGCUUACACAGACAAUUCUUAAGGAUGCUAAAAUAAGGAUAAUAAGUCUUUGAGUGCACCUCCAUCAUUACUUCCAUUACAGUUAACAUUCUAAAUGCUCUCUAUCCUGAUGUUGUACUCUACAGGUUUCUU
Messenger RNA from Pogona vitticeps (central bearded dragon), 5006 nucleotides. It is a transcript of the gene FARP2, whose product is annotated as FERM, ARH/RhoGEF and pleckstrin domain protein 2. The record is from RefSeq and is a predicted model, not a curated record. Gene Ontology annotation, molecular function: guanyl-nucleotide exchange factor activity. Lineage: Eukaryota; Metazoa; Chordata; Lepidosauria; Squamata; Agamidae. Gene Ontology annotation, cellular component: cytoskeleton.